This is a messenger RNA of Triticum turgidum subsp. durum (durum wheat), 498 nucleotides long. Lineage: Eukaryota; Viridiplantae; Streptophyta; Magnoliopsida; Poales; Poaceae. The record is from the annotation of a GenBank genome assembly.
AUGGAAUCCUCCCAUAUCACCGGGGAUGAUGGCGAGGGCUGCAACAGCAGUGAGUCUGGGUGGACAAUGUACCUGGUCUCCCCCAUGCAAAGCGGCGACGACGACGAUGGUGGUAGCCGCAAGGGAAGCGGCAGCGAUGGAAGCAAUGUCGAUGAUGGCUAUGGCUACACUUACCUCGUCCGUGGCAGGAAAGGAGGCAAGGAAUACUACCAGCAGGAUGAUGGCGAUGACAACGACUCCCUUGCCUCUGAUGCUUCGACUGGACCAGCCAAGGUCAAGGUGCAGCCCUCGUCGCCUGACGGCAAAGAGAGGCAAGGCCAUCGAAAGGACGGUGACAACCACGGCGAGAAGCGGGAGGAGGACGAGGAAGAAGAAGACAGGCACACCAGGUUCUCAACGAGCUCCCGCAAGAAAGCCGGCAACAAGGCAGAGAAAGGGGGCGAGGGGAAGUCAUCCAAGAAGAAGGGAAGCUCCUCAAGGACAAGCUUCUUUUGGUAA